AUGUUCAACGCUAAGAAGUUCCGCUCUAAGAGAGAGCAGGCAGCCUAUGAUGCGACGUUAGGCGGGAGAUACCAAAAGAGCUUGAAGAAACAUCCGUUCUUACUGUUUGGGCUACCAUUUCUCACAGCAAUGGCUCUAGGGUCAUUUUGGCUCUCGUCAUUCACUGCUAUCAGAUACGAGAACAGAGACCGUAAACUACAAGAGCUGGACGAAGAGCAGGUGCUGGAUCUGAAUACGAAGAAGAGACACGUUGAUGUGAAGGAGGAGUAUUACAGACUUCAAGGGUUGGGCGAACAGGAGUGGGAGCCAAAGAGAGUUCCAAGAUUACCAGGCGAGGGAGAUAACGUGUUCUGA
Molecule: messenger RNA, 354 nt
Organism: Williopsis jadinii
Lineage: Eukaryota; Fungi; Ascomycota; Saccharomycetes; Phaffomycetales; Wickerhamomycetaceae
Gene: COX16
Product: Cox16p
Exons: 1
Coding region: 1-354 (117 amino acids)
Biological process (GO): mitochondrial respiratory chain complex IV assembly
Cellular component (GO): mitochondrial inner membrane
Source: RefSeq, a predicted model, not a curated record